AUGAAACUGGUCAGACGUCGCAUCUUUCUUCUUUUCUCAGCAGUUUCCUUUCUAGUAUUCGUUUUCAAUUACAUUAUAUGGAGGAAUAAGGUUGGUAACAAAAUCAAAGGACAAAACAACGCCCAAGUCUUGCAUCGAAUGACUAGGAAUGACUGCAACGCUCUUUUAGAUUGCUAUUCGUUCGGAGAAUGGGAAAUUAAGCCCGGUUUAACACAAGAAAUGAUACGGGAGAGAAGAGAAGUUGACAAGUCCAUUCUGGAGAGCCUUGGAUUUCCAGGAGUGUUACACAGAGGAGAUAAGCUCUGCGGUCAAGGAAAUCUUCUUCCUUUUUCCAAAUUGCCGGCGCUCUGUGAUGAGUUAAGUGAGACUCCUUGUUGUAACGAAGAGAAGGGACUUUGUGGGAACUCAACAGAGGACUGCAUGUGCUCCCAUUGUAAAGAUUUUAGCAAAUAUUUCGCCGCAGAGUUUGCCAAUUGGAAACCAACGAGGAAAGAAUGCCCAUUGACGAACUUUCAUUGGGACGAAGCAUGUUCGAUUUUAAACGAGUACGCAUCGGAAGUUGCCUUCGUCGGUGAUUCGUUCAUUCGACAUUUAUUCGUAGCGUUCUCGUUGUUGGUGACGGGCGAUCCCAUUACAGGUGCGCUGAGGAGUAGUUUAUCGGACGAGGAGAGAAAAAAAUGUAGCGGAGAAUGGCAGUUUGUCGAUAACGGAAAACAUUCGUGUCAUCUAAAAACUCUCCGUAACUGGGAAGAAGUCAGAGAAAAUCGACCAUGCAGCGGAAGCACGCAAUUUAAAACGUAUUUGGUGGAAGCCUACAACAUACAUCAGUUGCCUUUGGCGAUAAAAACAGUAACAAAUCUAUUAGGAAAGCCAGGUUCAGUUGUAGUCCUCGGAGUUGGUAUUCAUUUUUUAUCAAAUGCGCAAAAAGUAAUCAAGGACUACCUGAAACCUUUACUCGAUUUAAUUCAAGACCAAAGCGGUAACGGAUGGCCAUUGCUUAUUUGGGCAAACAUACACCAAGUUGAUAAUUUUCUCCCAUCGGACUGCAAGAAGAAUUACUCGCCGAUUGAAAAGUUUAAUCAAGAAAUGUCGCGAUUCUGUCGUGCUAACAAUAUUCCUAUAUUGGAGACGUCAAGUGUUACUCGGUUCAUAAAGAGCAACGACGGUCUCCAUUUUGGAUACGGAGGAAAUAUGGCGAAAGUGCAGAUACUUAUGAAUUAUUUGAAGAAUUUUUUUGAAGUUUGUGCGGGCUCAAGCUGA
Porites lobata is the source of this 1260-nucleotide messenger RNA. Lineage: Eukaryota; Metazoa; Cnidaria; Anthozoa; Scleractinia; Poritidae. The record is from the annotation of a GenBank genome assembly.